AUGGAUGCUGUGAAGAUGCUUGGGCAGCAGAUGGUUGAAACGCGAAGUUCAGUGAAGUUGGCUCGGAGAGCUUCGGAAGCGAUGGUGGCGAUGGGAAGGCAGGAAGAGCGAUGCCAAAUAGUUGCAUGCCGCAAGGGACAGGAUGUCUCGACUGGCAAAAAGUUUAUCCUGAAGUACGGGGAAGUUGUGCGCAUUGGACGUGGCAACGACAACGAGGUGAUCUUGGACUAUGAGGGUGUUUCGAAACACCACGCUGAGAUCUUCAUGCGGGCAAAACAGCCAGAAGAGGUCAUUCUUGGUGCAGAUCUCAAGAUGACAGGCCUGCUGUCGAUUCGUGACCUCAACUCCCGGAAUGGUCUCUCCAUCCACAAAUCACCGCUGGCUGCGGUCCCACCCCUGGGUGCUUUCGAUCGUAUCGUUCCUGGAAUUGUGCAGGCUGUGCAGGAUGGCUGGAGUGUUCUUGUUCCUGCCAAGAGUCGCAAUCAAGACAAACAGAUGACGGUGGAACAACGCCUUCUGACACUGUAUGUGAGCUCCGUGAUGGUGGAUGCUUUCGACUUGGUUUUCAGCCGUCGGAACGAGCGAAGCUUGUGCAUGCAGCAUGUUCAACUCACUUGCGAGUGCAUGUGCUCCCAACGGUUGCCCGAAGCUGCUCAAGCAGCAUCUGAGCGGGCGGCCGGCCAGAAUUUCGCGGCGCGAGGCCAAAUCAACGGAUGCAUGCUCUGUUAUGCUGUGAUGCAGCAAUGUUCACACGAUUUGUUGGAGGCAGCAUGGGCGUCGCCGUCAGCGCAGAGCAUGCUGGCGGCGGGCACGGCCACUCUGGUGGCCGGGUCCAUUACGGACAUGGUGGAUCUGUCGUUCACCACGACAGUCACAUGGUACAUCACGGACAUGCUGGACAUGCUGGACAUGUUGUGCACGAAGACGACGGAUGCGAAAACGCAGUAUUUGCUUCGAGCCCGUGGGAAAGAAGACGGUGGCUACGUGGAAGUGGGUUGGCGAUGGCAGAGGCCUACGUUGGUGAGAAUGCUGGUAGCUUCGAGCGGAGGCUUGACGUUACCUAUUCCAGGUGGAAAGCACGUGGGUGUGUUUUGGGCCUCUUAUGCUGUCUACUCCUUGGUCUCGCUCUGUGUCUCGUACUCGGGCACUUCUUCCAUCGGCAAUACCAUGAUGACCCUGUCAGCUGUCCCGAUUACCACCCGAGCUUACCGUAUGACUGCCAUGCCGGACUUGAGAACUGGGUGGCAGGUUGGUCUGUGGGAAAGAAAGGAUGGUGCUGCGCACACUACAAGCUUGGAUGUGCACCAGUCACUCAUCCUCCCACUGUUGUGCAUGGACAAUAUGACUGCCACGCAGGGUACAGCAACUGGAGGCUUGGAUGGUCGGCCCACAAGAAACUCUGGUGCUGUCACCGGUUUCACAGAGGGUGCUCAGAUGCACCUUACGAUUGCGAUGCCGGAUAUUCUAACUGGCAGUCUGGUUGGUCAACAUCCAAGAAGGCGUGGUGCUGCCAUCACACUCAUCGCGGCUGCGUUGUGUCGUUGCCAUAUGAUUGCGACGCGGGGUACAGCAACUGGCAACUGGGUUGGUCUGCAAGCAAAAAAUCUUGGUGCUGUGCGCACAGCCACCGUGGCUGUGGGGGACCCACGUAUGAUUGCAAUGCUGGCUACUCGCAUUGGAUGUCCGUAUGGACCCCUGCCAAGAAGGAAUGGUGCUGCCAUCACUACCAUCAUGGCUGUCCUCCAGCGUCAGUUCCCUACGACUGCGACGCUGGCUUCACCAAUUGGCGGGCGGGGUGGCUGCUCGCAUAUGCCCUACGACUGUGAUGCCGGUUACUCCAACUGGCACCAUGGCUGGUCGGAUGAGAAGAAGAAGUGGUGCUGCCAUCAUUUCCAUCGAGGCUGUGAGAUAUCAACCUACGAUUGCGAUGCUGGCUAUGACGAUUGGAAGAGCGUCUGGUCCAACAACAAAAAGUAUUGGUGCUGCGAGCACUUUCAGAAAGGCUGUUCCCACUGGGACUGUGAUAAAGACUACUCGGACUGGGUGCACGAAUGGUGUGCCGAGAAGAAGCAAUACUGUUGCCUCAAGUACCAUCGUGGCUGCUCGAGUGACAGCUCCUCUCUAGUAUCCGCCGGAUACCAUAUGCAGCAUGGGGUGGUCACUUCGUCUGACUUGACCGCGGGCCCUUUGCAGCAUGGGGUGGUCACUUCGUCUGACUUGACGGUGGGCCAUGCCGCACCACCAACAAACAUGGCUCCUUUCGGCUAUCACUGGGUGCAUGUCCUCCACCACGGUGCGAUGAGAUGGGUCGCGGUCCCCGACAAUCACCACAUCUCUAACAUCGGACAUCCCCCCAGUGCACCUUUAGCUGGACAUGCCUGGCAAUGGCGUGAGCACAAGCACCAUGGUGACAACGGUCAUUGGUACCAGGUUUCCAUGUUGGGCACUCCUCACAGGGCUGAGAACAUCCGUGUGUUCAUCCUAGCCAGCAGUGUUGACUUCACAGUUGCAAAAUCUCAUCUGUGUGGCGUCAAUUGGCAGAUCUUGGCAGAUCUUGGCAGGGCUGUGCAAGAACCUCCCCCUGUGCUCGCACCACCAAGACAACUGCCUCAGGUGACGCCUGCUCUUUUCACACCACCACCAGCAGAUGCAGAGAUCGCAAAGGCCCUCAAGCCCAAGAAAAAGAAGAAGCCCAAGGAAGACGAACGCCCCGCGGCUCGCCCGAAAUCUCGCCCUGAAGGGCUGGCGACCAUCUCCGGCGAGGCUUGGCCACCGCCACUACCACGUGAUGAAAGUGAUGCCUCGGAUGGUGGUCAGGACAUUCCGCCACCGAAGGCCAAAUCUGGACCCGGUCCAGGCCAACGACCGUUGACAUCACCUCGACCAGAACGUCGACGCUCUGACAAGGUGGAGGUCUCCAGUGAUGAAGAAGGCCCUGCUCCACGCUUGACACAGGCGAACGUGGCCAAAGUGUCAGCAGCGGCUGCUGUGGCUGUGGGCGUUUCGGAGCCCGACGACGUGGAUCCAGACUUGCGCAGCAUCUCUCCGAUUUCGACGCCUGGAGUCUUCCCCUGGCAGGUGGGGAAGAAGGCAAAGAAGAAGCCAAGGGCAGAAUCACCAUGCAGUGCAGAGGCUCAGGUUCGCAAGAAGCGGAAAGGAGAGACGGGCAAAGCCACCAAGGCAAAGAAGCUGCUGCUGACAGCACCAGGCCAAGGCCAAAGCCGAGUCGCUUCUUCAGUGUCAAAGCUUCUCGUUUGA
This is a messenger RNA of Symbiodinium sp. CCMP2456, 3258 nucleotides long. NCBI's taxonomy places the organism in Eukaryota, Dinophyceae, Suessiales, Symbiodiniaceae. The record is from the annotation of a GenBank genome assembly.